Molecule: messenger RNA, 1494 nt
Organism: Porites lobata
Lineage: Eukaryota; Metazoa; Cnidaria; Anthozoa; Scleractinia; Poritidae
Source: the annotation of a GenBank genome assembly
UUUAUAGGUCGCUUAGAAAGAUGUGGAGAAAACUUCGUUAAAGUGGGAUGUUUUAAUGACAAUACAAGACCUCUUCCGGAGCUGUUGUUGAACAAGAGAAAUCAAUUGGUCAGCGGCUGGAAGAAGUGGAGGGAAUUUUUAGAAGGGUAUAGUACGAGUACAAGCUGCGGUGGCGACAACGUAGACGUAAUGAUAAUUGUUUAAAAGGCUCGGCAAGAUGAAAAACAUCUUGAAUGGGAUAAUUUCUAAGGAAAAUGUGGUGCCGCAUUCACGAAUUACCGGCACCAUCUCUAAUGAUUCGAAAAGCUUAUAUUUGUAGAGACGCAGAUCUUUCUCAGGUUUCUUAUCAUUUGAUACAAAGCCCAUUUUUGAAAUAAAAUUUUGAGCUGUGGUAUUUUCCUCAAAUGGGCAAAAACGAUUCACUAAAAUCUUAACCUUAAAUUUUUCAGUACGUAACGUCCAAAUGUCUUAUUUUUACAUAAGCUCGGAUUCCUCUGUUCUUUUCGGGGGGUAUAUAUUACUUAUAUAUUAACAUGAUUAAUAAUCAUCAUUCAAUGUGAACAUUUAGCCUUGUAUGUUGCAAAUGUAUCCUUCAACUUAAGCUCCUGCACUACUGUUUUCAAUCAAUCAAAUUUCCUUCGCUUAUACAGUAGUCGUGUGAUAAGGAAACUGAUUGGGUGGAUAUAUGAGAGGGAAUAUGUUUAUCUAAUCAAAAAAGGUUAGGCUUGCCAUUGUGGUAACGGAAUCUUAAAAGACAAGCAAAACCAGUGAAGAGAUAUCAAACUAGUGCACCGCCAGAGAAAAAAAUCAGGGAGUGAAAAUCGCUCCUUCUUAUCUCAUAAUUGUCACUUUUAUUUUAAAGCUUGGCCUGCAGUUGUGCGAACAAGACAAGAAGGAAAGGUUUCGCAUAUUUUGGUCUUCAAUUUUACGGCGAGUGCUGGAGUGGAGUCAAACCUAACGUUACGCAUGCGUCUGACGGUAUCUCCAAAGAAUGUGUGGGACAGGAUUUCACCAUUCGCUGCAAACAAAAAGAUCCAUUUUGUGUGGGAAAAGGAAGAAGCAACUACGUUUACCGGCUUGUUACGCCAACUUCAGCUCCUGGUAAUUGAUGCACUUAAAAUAUAUUCACGCAGCUGCUUAUUUUUUUCAAUGAAACAGCGGGUAAAGGAGUGUCGCAGUGUCGCCCCGUUUCCACAUUCCAGUUUUUGCUGCUUUAUCCCCGGAAAAACCUGUCAAAAAAUAUAUUACAAGCCUUCAAAUGCAGUUCUAGCCCACCUACUGUGACUCCAUGUCGGGCGCUAGAGACAAUGACAUCCGAAUUUAUGUAAGGAACAAUGAACGUGGUUGCUAACGUUACCGUAAUUGUCUCUUUUUUUUUCCUUUACAGAAUGCAGAGACAGGAGUAACUAUUGCGCUGAAUAUGCCAACAAAGGAUAUUGCAAAGCAUAUGAACAUGUUCGAAUUCAAUGCCCAUAUUCUUGCAAAAAAUGCUAG